GGAAUAGUUAUCAUACAUGUAACCCGCUAACAAUACUACAUGUUAUCGUACCACAUGACACAAUCAAUCAUGUGAUUCCAUUCGACAAAAAAAGCUCAAAUUUCAGAAGCUAAAGAACAAGAAAAUGGCCUCUCUCGACCCAGCGGACAGCAGCACAAGUGUGCCAGAGAAAAAGGUGACUCUGACCAACUGGGUACGCCUGAACAACGCCCCCCUCCUCCAACCGAGAGCAUCAGCCGUCCAAUGGAAUGACUACGUCUUUGUGCUAGCUAGUGACGGUACAGCACUGCUCUAUCAUACUAAGCUAAAGCUAUGGUCUAUGCUACCAAAAUGCCCGUACAGAAUGACAAGUAAUGUACCGCUAGUCAACUAUAAAGGAGAGAUUCAUGCAGCCAGCUCUUAUUCAGGGAUGUUUGCUUUUGACGUCGCUACUAGUAGCUGGAAGAAUCUAUCCAAGCCAGCAGAAGGGGAGAUUAUAAGCAUUGCAGUCAACGGCAACGCACUACAUGCAUACAUGUAUGUAUGCAUAAAAACUAAGUCAACGCAAACGUAUCCACCACAAACACCUGCUCUGUUCUUGCAGACAAUAAAAGAGUGGAAAAAACAAGACCUUGGUGUCAAUGAGCUCGGUUCAAAAAUCCUACUAACGUCAAAACACCUGUUCAUAGAAACUAAUAAAGUCAUUUAUCGCCAGAAAAUCAGCAAUGCUUUUGAACCAAUCGAGCCACCCAAAGAGAUAGCUCCUCCCCCCUACAAGGCGUUCACUCUGCAUGUACUGAAAGACACGCUACUUUCGUUCGGAGGGCGGGACGAGGACAACCAACCAACAUCUGACGUGUUACGAUAUAACCCCGACACUGACACCUGGGAGAGUGCCGGCUACAUGAGGAGUGCUCGCUACAAUGUUGCUGUGGCAACCGUACAACAAGACACAACUACGGAGGUCUACGUGCUAGGAGGAGAAUUUGGAAGCACCAAACUGAAAAUGACACCCAAGCUACAUGUACAAACAGAAGCAUGUACACGUACGCAUGCUAAAUCUAAAAUGACACCCAAGCUGCAUACAAGUAUUGAGCCAACGCCUACUGAUAAAACACCAGCUAACUGGGACUGCUCCACAAGCAUAAUUGAAAAAUGCACACUGUCAGAUUGAAGCUAUAUGCACGUACGUACCAACUGUAUACACUAGCUAGAAGCGCAUACAAAACUACACGUAUGUUAUAGAUUGUAUUGUAUUAUAGCCAAAAUGUUACUUAUGAACCAUAAAUUGUACUCG
Molecule: messenger RNA, 1276 nt
Organism: Halichondria panicea
Lineage: Eukaryota; Metazoa; Porifera; Demospongiae; Suberitida; Halichondriidae
Exons: 2
Coding region: 125-1153 (342 amino acids)
Molecular function (GO): protein binding
Source: RefSeq, a predicted model, not a curated record